CUUGGUUGUUUUCUUGUAAUGGCGGAUCACGUAGAAGGAGACGGAAUCGGUUUCGACGAGAACAGGAUGGCAGAAGCCCUUCGUUUUCGUGGCCCUGCUCCCCCAAGCCCAGUGAUGCGGGGCCCUCCCCCGCUGAUGAGGCCCCCGCCCCCUCCAUUCGCCAUGAUGAGAGGACCGCCCCCUCCCCCACGGCCUCCAUUCGGACGUCCACCAUUCGAUCCCAGUAUGCCGCCCAUACCUCCUCCUGGGGGUAUGCCCCCGCCGGUGGGACCCCCACACUUACAGAGACCCCCAUUCAUGCCUCCUCCAAUGGGCAAUCUGCCUCCCCCCCCCGGAAUGAUGUUCCCCCCUGGAAUGCCCCCUGUACCCUCCCCGGGGGGGCCCACGCUGCCACCUUCUGAGGAGAUCUGGGUGGAGAACAAGACCCCAGAAGGGAAGGUGUACUACUAUAACGCCCGUACCCGGGAGUCGGCCUGGACCAAGCCGGAUGGGGUGAAGGUUAUUCAGCAGUCGGAGCUCAGCCCCCUGAUGAUGUCCCCGGGAGCGGGGCCCUCGGCCACAGCCUCGCCCACCAGCCUUCCGGCCGCCAGCUCUGCUGCAACGGCACCUGCUGCCACCCGGGCCCCUUCCCCAAGCUUGAGCUCCAGCAGCCCCGCGCCCAGCAGCAACAGUGCCCCUUCCUCCCCAGCCAUCUCCCAGCCUAUUGUCGCCCCACCCACCACGGAGAUGUCCCCUGUGGCGUCAUCACCCUCCAUUACAGGGGCGCCCCCGGUGGUGACAGGGAGUAUAUCUGUGGCUGCUGCCACGGCGACACCACUGCCAGCCGUCCCUCAGCCGCUGCCGCAGCCACUGGCACAGAGUCUGCCGGCCCCCAUACCGCACGCCGUGCCACACGGCCUGCCCCAGCCCGCCGCCAUGCCCGCCUUCCCCCCCGUCAUGGUGCCACCAUUCCGCGUGCCCCUUCCAGGGAUGCCCAUCCCACUGCCAGGUGUAGCAAUGAUGCCGAUAGUCAGCUGCCCCUAUAUAAAGACAGUCGCUCCCAACAAAAACGGUUUGCUCCCCAGAAUGGCUCCUCCCCUGGUUCCCAUGAUGCACCCACAGAUGGCCAUGGCGGCAGGGCCUGCUGUACUGGCCGGCACACUCUCCCUCUCAGAGUGGUCCGAGUACAAAACGGCCGAUGGGAAGACCUACUACUAUAACAGUCGGACUUUGGAGUCCACCUGGGACAAGCCGGAUGAGCUCAAGGAGAAAGCAGAUAAGGAUGGGGAAAAGGCCAAGGAUGGCAAAUUCUUGCUAGAAAAUUCUGAUCUGAUGGACAUGGAUGAUGACGAGCCUAAGUUGGAUCCUCCCAAGGACAUGAAAGAGCUCCACGUCGCCUUUGCUCAGGAGCCAAAGGAGGAGGAGAUGACCGAGGAGGAGCGAGCUGCUCAGAAGGCCAAGCCGGUGGCCACCACUCCCAUCCCUGGCACCCCCUGGUGCGUGGUUUGGACAGGUGACGACCGCGUCUUCUUCUACAAUCCCACCACCCGGCUUUCCAUGUGGGACCGGCCCGAGGAGCUGAUGGGGCGGGCUGAUGUGGACAAGAACAUCCAGGAGCCCCCCCAUAAGAGGGGUCUGGAGGACAGCCGCAAGUUGGUGGGCGUGAGCCGAGAGGAGCUGGAAGCUGCCGCUGCGGAGGCCCUGGAAGACGAGCCCAUCAAGGCCAAGAAGAGAAAGAAGGAAGAGAUGAAAGAGACCCCCGAGGCAGAGAAAGAGGUGGCGGUGGAGGCGGAGAUUAAGGCGGCGCGGGAGCGGGCGGUGGUGCCCCUGGAGGCCCGCGUCGCGCAGUUCAGGGACAUGCUGCUGGAGAGAGCGGUCUCAGCCUUCUCCACAUGGGAAAAGGAGCUGCAUAAGAUAGUGUUUGACCCACGGUACCUUCUGCUGAACCCCAAGGAACGGAAGCAGGUCUUCGACCAGUAUGUGAAGACUCGUGCUGAGGAAGAACGAAAGGAAAAGAAGAACAAGCUCAUGCAAGCCAAGGAAGAGUUCAGGAAGAUGCUGGAGGAGGCAAAGCCAAAUAUCAGGAUGACUUUUAGCGAGUUUGCUUCAAAACAUGCCAGGGAUGCACGGUUCAAGGCCAUUGAGAAGAUGAAGGACCGGGAAGCCAUGUUCAUUGAGUUCAUGACCGCUCUCAGGAAAAAAGAGAAAGAGGAUUCCAAGAGUCGUGGAGAGAAGAUGAAGGUUGACUUCUUCGAGCUCCUGGCUGACCAGCACGUCGAUGGCCAGCUGAGGUGGAGCAAGGUGAAGGACAAGCUGGAGGGUGACCCCCGCUAUAAGGCCGUGGAGAGCUCGGCCAUGAGGGAGGAGCUCUUCAAGCAGUAUGUGGAGAAGCUGUCCAAGAACCUGGACUCUGAGAAGGAGAAGGAGCUGGAGAGGCAGGCGCGGAUAGAAGCCAGCCUGAGGGAGCGGGAGCGGGAGGUGCAGAAGGCGCGCUCGGAGCAGACCAAGGAGAUCGACCGCGAACGGGAGCAGCACAAGCGAGAGGAGGCCAUCCAGCACUUCAAGGCCCUUAUGUCAGACAUGGUACGAUCCUCGGAUGCUACAUGGUCGGACACUCGGCGGAAUUUGAGGAAGGACCACCGCUGGGAGUCCGCCUCCCUGCUGGAGCGUGACGAGAAGGAGAAGCUCUUCAACGAGCACAUUGAGGCGCUCGCCAAGAAGAAGAAGGAGCACUUCCGGCUGCUGCUGGAUGAGACCUCUUCGAUCACAUUGACCACAACGUGGAAGGAGGUGAAGAAGCUCAUUAAGGAAGAUCCCCGCUGCAUCAAGUUCUCCAGUAGUGACCGGAAAAAGCAGAGGGAGUUUGAAGAUUACAUCAAAGACAAAUACAUCACAGCCAAAGCGGAUUUCAGGACACUCCUGAAAGAGACCAAAUUCAUCACAUACAGGUCCCGAAAGUUGAUCCAGGAGUCAGACCAGCACCUCAAGGACAUUGAGAAGGUCCUCCAGAACGAUAAGCGAUAUCUGGUCCUGGAGUGUGUCCCAGAUGCACGCCGCAAGCUCAUCAUGUCAUACAUCGAGGAUCUGGACCGCAGGGGGCCACCGCCCCCGCCCACCGCCUCGGAGCCCACUCGCCGCUCCACCAAAUAAGGGGAGCUCUACCCCACUCCGGGCUCCCCCGGGUCUGGCGGCUUAGCCGGCCUGCAGACUGCGCAGUAUUAGCUAACAUCAUCAUGACAAGGAGUAUCCCAGCAUCCAUCCUGCAUCACCUUAUUCUCCAGAUUACCACACCCAAGAUCUAUGGACUCCAAGCGAUGGUGAUACGCUGACAUGUGUUCUUCACAUCCAUGGUUACCUUUGACGGUCCAGAAACCAUUAAAACUAUUUUCUAUUUUUAUUUUUAGAUGUAUGUAUGUGUUCCUCUGAACAUACAUGCUGGUAUUCUGGAGAUGCUAAUUCUAAUGGUGGUGAUGACUGAUUAUCUUUUGACAGACGUCAUUAAUGCUAAAGUACAGUUUGAAUGUUUAAAUGUUUCCUAAAAUUACUUAAUUUUGAUGUUGCGGUUUCUGUAUAAGUUUACUGAAAUAAAAGCAGCCUCCCAUUUUUUUUUAUAA
Molecule: messenger RNA, 3593 nt
Organism: Brienomyrus brachyistius
Lineage: Eukaryota; Metazoa; Chordata; Actinopteri; Osteoglossiformes; Mormyridae
Gene: tcerg1a
Product: transcription elongation regulator 1a (CA150)
Exons: 21
Coding region: 19-3129 (1036 amino acids)
Cellular component (GO): nucleus
Molecular function (GO): transcription coregulator activity; RNA polymerase binding
Source: RefSeq, a predicted model, not a curated record